Molecule: messenger RNA, 1201 nt
Organism: Sinocyclocheilus rhinocerous
Lineage: Eukaryota; Metazoa; Chordata; Actinopteri; Cypriniformes; Cyprinidae
Product: cyclin-dependent kinase 15
Exons: 9
Coding region: 22-1065 (347 amino acids)
Biological process (GO): protein phosphorylation
Cellular component (GO): nucleus; cytoplasm; cytosol
Molecular function (GO): cyclin-dependent protein serine/threonine kinase activity; ATP binding; cyclin binding
Source: RefSeq, a predicted model, not a curated record
GAGAGAGGAGAAGAUUUGAAGAUGGAGGAUUUCCUGUGGAGAAUGCAGGUCUGGGCAUCUGUGAGCUGGAGGAGAUGUUGUUGGUGUUGUGGAGAUAAAACAAAUGAAGUCAGAAGGGAAGAAAAAGAGGAAAUGUUUGAGUUGAGAGUGGAAGAGAUAAAAGAAGCAAUGAAAAUGGAAGAAAAACCAUCAAAAACUUGGAGUGUGUCCUCCCUCCCAGUUGCUGAGCUGGGAGAGCUGGACGGGGUGGAGAAACCACAGCCGCACUGGUUUCACACGCUGCAGGUGCGACGGCUCAGAGUUCAGAGGGGCCGCAGUAACAGCGAUCCUAUGGGAGGACAGAGCUUCCAGCAAGAGUUCCAGUGGAAAACUGGCCUGCAGUUUGGGAAUGCGACAUCUUAUCUGAAUCUUGAAAAACUUGGAGAGGGCACAUAUGCCACAGUGUACAAAGGAAUUAGCAGGAUAAAUGGUCAUCUUGUGGCUUUAAAGGUGAUUCACAUGAAAACUGAGGAAGGAAUUCCAUUCACAGCUAUUAGAGAAGCCUCCUUGUUAAAGGGCCUUAAACAUGCCAACAUAGUCUUGCUUCACGACAUCAUCCACACGCGAGAGUCUUUCACCUUUGUCUUUGAGUAUGUGCAAACAGAUUUGGCUCAAUACAUGAUUCAGCAUCCUGGCGGACUUCACUCGUACAACAUCAGGCUCUUCAUGUUUCAGUUGCUGCGAGGAUUGUCUUACAUUCACAGCAGAAGAAUUCUGCAUCGAGACCUCAAACCUCAAAAUUUGCUCAUCAGUUAUUUGGGGGAACUCAAAUUAGCCGAUUUUGGUCUGGCCCGAUCUAAGUCCAUACCGUGCCAAACAUACUCUGCAGAGGUCGUGACUUUAUGGUACCGGCCGCCAGAUGUUCUCAUGGGCUCCACUGAUUACUCCACAGCCCUGGACAUCUGGGGAGCCGGCUGCAUUUUUAUUGAGAUGCUACAGGGGUCACCAGCGUUUCCUGGAGUAGCUGAUGUUUUUGAGCAGCUGCUGAAGAUUUGGGCAGUGAGUCUGUUUGUGAGAAUGUACUAGAAUUGUGUGAAAUUUCUCUUCUAUCCAUUUAUUUAUCCUCCUCUCCUCCCGUUAUUCAUCUCUCCUCUUCUUUCCGAGGUCCUCGGGGUCCCGACCGAGAAGAGCUGGCCAGGUGUCAGUGAUCUGCCAAACUAUA